AUGCGUUCUCAGCAACUUCUCGCGCUCUGCGGCCUUAUGCUUGCCGGUCCCCUCGCUAUUGCCGCCAAAUUAGAGCAUGACGAUGUUCCCAACCGCUGCUGGGCUGCCUGUGGCCCUGUCGUGGGCAUUUCGGAGAGUUGUGAUUCGCAGCAUGACAAUGACUCUGCCGAGUUGCAGUGCAUUUGCAAUUGGGCACCAGCGAAGACGCAGAUCCCACUCUGUGCGGCUUGCAUCACCCAGUACGGAGACGACGAUAACGAUAAUGAUCAUAAUCAUGACGACGAUGAUGACGAUGACGAUGAUGAUGAUGAUGACAACGAUGCUCUUGAUAUCGUCCACUCUUGCUCCUUCAGCACGACGACCUACAAUGCUGCUGCUGCCACUACCCUGAGUGCUUCGACCACCAGUACUGGAACUGCCGCGUCGGCUGCCACCACUACGGAUAGUGCAGUCUCUGGAGGCAGCUCUCAGGGCUCCACCACUACGGAUACUGCAGUCUCUGGAGGCAGCUCUCAGGGCUCCUCCACUACUGCUUCUGGGGGCUCUGCUUCUUCCCCGACUGCCACAACUGAUGCGGCUGCAGGUAUCUCUGCCCCCGGAGUUAUUUACAUGGCUGGUCUUAUGGGCAUGCUACCUUUAGCUUGGCUUUAA
This is a messenger RNA of Penicillium longicatenatum, 651 nucleotides long. Its product is annotated as putative GPI anchored protein. Lineage: Eukaryota; Fungi; Ascomycota; Eurotiomycetes; Eurotiales; Aspergillaceae. The record is from RefSeq and is a predicted model, not a curated record. Bases 1 to 651 code for a protein of 216 amino acids. The transcript is spliced from 2 exons.